Molecule: messenger RNA, 780 nt
Organism: Klebsormidium nitens
Lineage: Eukaryota; Viridiplantae; Streptophyta; Klebsormidiophyceae; Klebsormidiales; Klebsormidiaceae
Source: the annotation of a GenBank genome assembly
UUUGCUUCUCACGGCACACCCUGAGGUUUCGGAUUUUGAACUCGAAGAGGAUCUGCUGAGAAGGAGCUGCCCGCCUCGCUACUCCUUCUCCCUCUUUCGCAGCCGAUCUCGCAGACGGGCAGACAGACGCAGGGGCGCAUUCUUUGUCAGCAGUCACAAUGAAGGUCGUCGCUGCCUACCUUCUUGCGGUCCUGGGGGGGAAGAGCAGCCCCACGGAGAAGGACAUCAAGAAUAUUCUGAGCUCAGUUGGUGCCGAGGCCGAUGACGAGAGGAUUGAGCUCCUGCUCAAGGAGUUGGAGGGCAAGGACAUCACGGAGGUGAUUGCGCUCGGGAGGGAAAAGUUCGCCUCCGUGCCUUCCGGCGGCGGCGGCGGUGGUGGCGGUGGUGCCGUGUCCAGCGGCGGCGGUGGUGGCGGCGCUGCUGAGGAGAAGAAGGAGGAGAAGAAGGAAGAGAAGGAGGAGGAAGAGGAGGAGGACGAGGACAUGGGCUUCAGCCUGUUCGAUUAAGCAGGGCGUUUCUACUGUACAGCCCCUCUUUAGCAUUGAGGUGCCAUCUCUCUUUCGCAAGGCAGCGUCGAGAGACCGCUGCAAACCUUCUGCAGUACCUGGGGCGCAAGCUAGUGCAGCGAGAGACCCCGUGGUACUUGCGUGUUCACUAAACAUUCUCUAUAUGGCCGAGCGUCUCUUAUUUCUGGGUCGAGAAAUCCGGGUAGCUCAAGCAUGACAUGCCUUUGUUUCUGCUUUUGGUGAAUACAGAUCAACAUCACAAAGUUACGGCAUG